CCAUAAUUUAAACAGUCGUUGUUCAUUAACUGAAGAAGAAAUUAGAGCCUCAUCUUGCCCGCUCGCGAAGCACCAAUGGCAACCGCAACAAUGACCUUUCCCUUGUUCUCUGCAAAUCCUAUUUUCUCUUGCAAAUCCAAACAGUCCCAUUUCUAUUCUCUCUCUCUUCUCCCGAAUCGCACUCCUGCUGCUCCUCAAACCCGUUUCGUGACACGAAAAUCUUCAAGUUAUGGUACUGUCGCGGGUAUGAUUGGGGCGGGUUUGGCCCUCUCCUUAGCGGGACCCGCCUCAGCUUCGAGUUUACCGUUGCUGGCUCAGCUCAGUGAACCGGCCAACGCAUUAUCUUUACCUACUUGGGCUAUUCAUGUUUCCAGUGUUGUUGAGUGGAUUGCAGCAAUGGCUUUGGUGUGGCAAUAUGGGGAGAAAUCUGGGCUUGAAUCUUGGAAGGGACUCUCUUGGGGUAUGGUACCUCUGCUUGGUGGAGCAUUUUGUGCAUGCACUUGGCAUUUCUUUUAUAAUUCUGAAUCUCUAGAGGUGUUGGUGGCUCUUCAAGCAGCAUUGACAGUAAUAGGUAAUGCCACAAUGUGCAUUGCUGCAUUCCGAAUAUACAAAUCAACUGAGGAACGUCCCAAGAAUCUUUGAGAGUUUCCAACUCAGUAUGCCACACUGUACCUGAAAAUACCAUAUCGUUGUUUAAUUGCAAGGUAAGGCUCCCCUAGUAGAGCUCUAGCAAAAACUGGAACUGCUGAUAUUACAUGGAGCAACACACAAAUUUACAUGUGUACAUACGUGAAUAUACAUAAAUGUAAUGGAGUGUGUAUGUGUGGUGCACUUAUAGAUAUAUUCAAAACAUUUUACCUGCCUGCUUUCAGGAAAUGGGAUUUACCAUUGCAGGAAGCUUCACAAUUGAGAACAAAAUGUGGGUUCUGAGAGUUAGCUAGACUUGGAUGAAAUUUAAUUGACUUCUUCUUCUUCUUGUUAUUAUUAUUAUAAUUUAAUCUUUACAAUGUAAUUAUGGGAAGGUGUAAUUCUGCCCUGCGCUAACUGUAGAAUAGCUUGGGGGGGGGAGCCUCUCAGUCAAAAUGCCAGUUUAUUUUAGUUGUAUCUAAUGUACUGGAGAUCAAUCAUGACGGUAUGUGGUUUUUUCAAUCAAGUGGGAUUGACUUGAGCCUUUCUA
Messenger RNA from Manihot esculenta (cassava), 1177 nucleotides. RefSeq names its product ycf49-like protein. The transcript has 4 exons. Lineage: Eukaryota; Viridiplantae; Streptophyta; Magnoliopsida; Malpighiales; Euphorbiaceae. Bases 76 to 642 code for a protein of 188 amino acids. The record is from RefSeq and is a predicted model, not a curated record.